AUGAGGAGUGGGACAAGCUAUGAGAGUCCUCCUAUGCCCGAGGUGGAAGCUAAGGAAGUGCCGGAAGAAGAGAUAGAAGAAGAGGAGAUAGAGGUGGAGUCACCUAAUAUGCCAUCCGAGGUUCAACCCGAGGCAAUUGAUCUACCUAAGCUAAAGGAAGUCAAAAUUCCUUUCCCUCAAGUGGUGCAAAAGAAGAAGUUAGAUGAGAAGUUUGCAAAAUUCCUUGAGAUCUUCAAGAGGGUGCACCUCAAUAUUCCUCUUAUUGAGGAUCUCCAGCAAAUGCCCGACUAUCUCCAGUUUUUGAAGAAGAUUAUGUCCAAGAAGAAGAAGUUGGUUGAUUAUGAAAUCGUGAGCUUGACCGAGAAUUGUAGUGCAAUCAUCCAACAAAAGAUGCCGGCAAAGAUGAAGGAUCCGGGGAGCUUCAACAUCUCUUGUGUGAUCGGGAAUGAUAGGCAAACCAAGGCCAUAUGUGAUUUGGGGCAAGCAUAA
Salvia splendens (bonfire salvia) is the source of this 489-nucleotide messenger RNA. RefSeq lists its product as uncharacterized. NCBI's taxonomy places the organism in Eukaryota, Viridiplantae, Streptophyta, Magnoliopsida, Lamiales, Lamiaceae. The record is from RefSeq and is a predicted model, not a curated record. The transcript has a single exon. Bases 1 to 489 code for a protein of 162 amino acids.